This is a messenger RNA of Crotalus tigris (Tiger rattlesnake), 3134 nucleotides long. It is a transcript of the gene EXD1, whose product is annotated as exonuclease 3'-5' domain containing 1. NCBI's taxonomy places the organism in Eukaryota, Metazoa, Chordata, Lepidosauria, Squamata, Viperidae. Gene Ontology annotation, biological process: nucleobase-containing compound metabolic process. The transcript has 12 exons. Gene Ontology annotation, molecular function: nucleic acid binding; 3'-5' exonuclease activity. The coding region runs from base 184 to 1383 and encodes 399 amino acids. The record is from RefSeq and is a predicted model, not a curated record.
AGAGGGAGACGCUCACAUUUCGGGUCUUUUAUCAGUUCCACCUUUGAGCUUCGUUCAGGCGUCUUCUCGAGGGUGAUUCUCUCACCUUUGUCCCCGAAAACUACGGAGUACGGAGACACAACGCCGGUUAUAGUUGCCUCGUGUGUUAGACUGAAGGUCCAAUCCUUGGAGAGAAAACCCAGGAUGGAUCCUAGCUGUGAUCAUCACUUUCUUCAUCGUGUUUUGGGGAAAACUGUACACAUCACACUGAAAUGUGGCACAUUCCAGGGAAUAUUGCAACAUGUGGAUUCCAGUCAGUGUAUCUUUCUAAACAGAGUUAAAAAUUUGGAAAAUGGCAGAAAUGUACCUGGAAUAAAGAGGUUCUUUGGCCAUGAAAUUGUUAAUGUGGAAUUGCUUGAUGACUUAGAACAAUCUGCUCCAGAAAGAAAUUUCACUCCUACUGGAUCCAGGGAAUUUCCACUUACUAAGUUGUCUGAAAUCGACCAAGAAUCACAACUGGAUCAAAGCACCCAUAGAGCUAAUGUUUUCCCAGUGAGCCAGCAACUCUGUUUGGAUGAAGAUAAUGGGGAAAACAUAGAAUAUAUUGUUAUCAAUCAAUUCCAGAAGACAUUUGGUUCUGCUAUGAUGCACAUCAAAAAUCAAAGGGUAUGUAGUAUAGCAGCAGAGGGUGUCAAUUUGUGUCGGCAUGGAAAACUUUCUUGGUUACAAGUUGCAACAGAACGUCAGGUUUUCUUAUUUGACAUUUUUGUUUUGGGAGCUCAAGUGUUCAAGAAUGGACUACAAAUGAUACUGGAGGACCGGAAUAUUUUGAAAGUUAUCCAUGAUUGCCGUUGGCUCUCAGAUUGUCUUUCUCACCAAUAUGGAAUUGUGCUCUCCAAUGUCUUUGAUACACAGGUUGCUGAUGUAUUACAGUUCUCAAUGGAAACAGGUGGCUACCUUCCACACAGGAUCAGCACUUUACAAGAGUGUUUAAUGCGGUAUUUGAGGCUGCCUGACAAAUGUGUUUCUUUCUUGGAAUACAAACAGCAAGCAAUUGAGGAAAAUCCUGAGGUCUGGUUUGUGCGACCCCUUCCACCUGUAUUGUUGAAUAUAUUAGCCAUGGAAACAGCGUAUCUCCUCCCUCUCCGUUUGCUGCUGCUUGAGGAAAUUAUGUCUGAUUUAACAGCAUUAGUGGAUAGUUACUUGAAUGCAUUUCGGCAAGGAUCUGCAGACCCCCUGGGGAGUAUCAAGAUGUCUUCUAUGAACUUACCAGAAGAGCUACGGCAACUGGCAGAUCUUUAUAACAUCCGAAGACAGACUGCAGUGCAAAAGUUCCAGCUGAGUGAGGAAGGUUUCCUUAUCAGAAAACAAGUGGAGGCAAUAAGAAGAAAAAAGGCAGAGUGAACAAUAUCCUAAAACAAUACUGUCCGGGUUCUAAUAGCCAGGGCAAUCAUAAAAAAAAGAAGAGAUAUAUAACCAUGCUAACCCAAAGCCUAUAGUUGGUGAUGGUGAGAUAGACUCUAAAAUGGAAAGGGGACAUUUCAUGUAAACUGACAUUGAAAGAGGCUAAAAUGAAGGGGAAAAUAACCACAAAGAAAGUUUUUCUCCAGAAAAAAAAAAUGAGGCAGAUUUUGAAAGAUAAAAACAUGAAUAAAUAAACUAUGCCCAGCUUUUUAGCUCAAAAAUGAACAAUACACCUGAAUUCUCAUUAUAAGGUUGCCUUUGCCUACUGAGGGCUGUCUUGCCAAUCCCUGUCAGAACCUCAUCUCAUCCGGCAAGUCGUACCACUGUCUUUGGUUUUCCUAAGAGGAAAAGAAGUAGGGGUCUCCAGAUUUAACUGCCAGCUAAGAUCAUUAAAACAUAGAGGCCAGGAAAGAAAUUGCAUUUUUUUUUUUUAGGAUGAGGGCUUUCAUUUUGGAACAACAAACAUGGGAUUCAGUAUUUUUUAUCUGCAGUGCAGCAUUGCCUCUCAUGUAAACCAGUUGAUCCUGUUCAUUGACUAUUUGUUUGCUGGAGGUUCAGGGCCCACUCUUUUCAGUUUCCAAACAAUCAGAAAGAUUGUCCUUCUAAGACUAAACAAUUGCAUGAUAGGAAAAGGCUUUCAGUCUUGUUUAUAGAUUAGUUUUUUGCUCCAUUCAUUAAUUUCAAAAUGUAUUUACUAAAUACCAUCAGCUUAGGAUAACUAUUUUAUUUACACAGGGUAGGCAUGCAUAACUGUAGUUUGUAAUUUUUCUAAUAAGUUAUCUAUGCCGUCAUUUUGUUCUGGAUAGUUAUUAUUAAUGUGAACAGUAACUCAAGUAUGGAAUAUGUGAUCCAAGCUUAAAAAAAGGCUUAUAAUCAUGUAAUUGGAUGGGUGGAGGGUUGCUUAAGAUUGUGGGUUCUUAAUGUUGUAAGCCAUCCAAUAACCAUGUGUGAGUUGGGCAGCCAUAUACAUUUCUUUAAUAAAUAAAAAAUAUAGUACCAUUGUAGCAGAUUUAAAAAUAGGCCAGCUAUUGCCUGAGAUGUACUUGAGCAAGUGCAGAUUUAUUAAUUUGAAGGUAUGAUUUAAAACAGGUCCCCAACCCCCAGUCCAUGGACUGGUACCGGGCCACAGCAUGCCAGCAACCAGUCUGCACAAACAAGCAAAAAACCACGCACUCUUUGGUCUGUGGAAAAAACUGUCUCCAUGGAUUCAGUCCACAUGCCCAAAAGGUUGAGGACCUCUGAUUUAAAAAACAAAUGCAGUACUCUCUCUUUUUUCCGUAUAUAAUUUUUAUUAAAACUUUUAAACACAAAAAUAAAAACCAACACAAACAUAUAAUGUAAGAAAGUUUAAAAAGGGGGAGGAGAAAUCAAACAAAAAGCAAAAAGUACAAGAAAACAAAAGAAAAAUGGAAAAGAAUAUAAAAGAAAAAUAUAUAAAGAAAUGGCUUCUAAUAUUCUUCAGAGCAGUUGUAAGUACAGAUACAUUUAACCUCUCUAUAUAAAGUUACUUAUUUAUUUUAGAUAAUUUAUAUAGCUGCCUACUCACAGCAACUCUAGAUGACUUACAGACAAUAAAAACACAAUGCAGCAAAAAAUAAAUAAUAAAAUAACCCCUCCAUCCCACUUGGUGACAACACACACUCAAAUCAGCCAUUUAACGGGCUCCAUCCCACUCAGAUCUACUGGCAAAA